AUGCCAGCGGUCACCUGCCCGGGCAUCGAAGCCCAGCUCUCGGAACACGUCACCUGGAGGCUGGUGUCGGGGUCUCUGAAUGAGUACGGAGCGCAGGUGGUGCUGAGCUGCAGCCCCGGGUACUACCUGGAGGGCCGGCGGCUGCUGCAGUGCCACGCCAAUGGCACGUGGAGCGUGGGGGAGCAGAGGCCGCGGUGCAGAGUGAUUUCGUGCGGAAGCCUGUCCUUUCCCCCAAAUGGGAACAAGAUUGGAACGCUGACGGUCUACGGUGCCACAGCCAUAUUCACGUGUAACUCAGGCUACACGCUCGUGGGGUCCCACGUCAGAGAAUGCUUAGCCAAUGGGCUCUGGAGCGGUCCCGAGACUCGCUGUCUGGCUGGCCACUGUGGCUCCCCGGAUCCCAUCGUGAAUGGUCACAUCAGCGGCGACGGCUUCAGUUACAGGGACACAGUGGUGUAUCAGUGCAACCCCGGCUUCCGGCUCGUGGGGACUUCCGUCCGGAUAUGCUUGCAAGACCACAAGUGGUCCGGACAUACCCCAGUCUGUGUCCCCAUCACCUGUGGACACCCAGGGAACCCCGCCCAUGGGUUGACCAACGGCAGCGAGUUCAACCUGAACGAUGUGGUGAACUUCACCUGCAGCCCCGGCUACCUGCUGCAGGGUGCGUCUCGAGCCCAGUGUCGGAGCAAUGGCCAGUGGAGCAGCCCCCUGCCCACCUGCCGAGUGGUGAACUGCUCCGACCCAGGCUUGGUGGAAAACGCUGUUCGUCACGAGCACCAGAGCCUCCCCGAGGGUUUUGAGUAUGGAGUGACUGUUGUAUAUCAGUGCAAGAGGGGCUUCUACCUGCUGGGAUCUUCUGCCCUCACCUGCACGGCGAACGGCCUGUGGGAUCGCUCUCUGCCCAAGUGUCUGGUGAUCUCAUGUGGACACCCCGGCGUCCCUGCCAACGCCAUACUCACAGGAGACCUGUUCACGUAUGGGGCCGUGGUCCACUACUCGUGCCGAGGGAGCCGCAGUCUCGUGGGCAACAGCAGCAGAACCUGCCAGGAGGACAGUCACUGGAGCGGAGCCCUGCCCCACUGCACAGGAAAUAACCCUGGAUUUUGCGGUGAUCCAGGGACCCCAGCCCAUGGGUCUCGACUUGGAGAAGAGUUUAAGGCCAAGAGCCUCCUCCGCUUCUCCUGUGAAAUGGGCUACCAGCUUCGGGGCUCGGCCGAGCGGACGUGUCUGCUCAACGGGUCCUGGUCAGGACAGCAGCCCGUGUGUGAGGCUGUGUCCUGUGGGAACCCGGGGACGCCCGCCCACGGCAGGAUCGUCAGCAGCGACGGCAUGCUGUUCUCAAGCUCCGUGGUCUACACGUGCUGGGACGGCUACAGGACCUCAGGGCUGACCACGCGCCACUGCACCGCCAACGGAACCUGGACCGGCACGGCCCCCGACUGCACGCUCAUCAGCUGUGGAGACCCAGGGACCCUGGCUAACGGCAUCCAGUUCGGGACCGAUUUCACCUUCAACAAGACGGUCAGCUACCAGUGUAACCCCGGCUACACCAUGGAGCCCGCCACGUCCCCCACCAUCCGCUGCACCAAGGACAGUGCCUGGAAUCACAGCAAACCAACCUGCAAAGCCAUCACAUGCGGCCAGCCUCCUCCGGUCCAGGAUGGGAAGGUGGAAGGAACGGACUUCCGCUGGGGUGCCAGCAUCAGCUACAGCUGCACCCACGGCUUCCAGCUCUCCCAGCCCGCCAUCCUUUCCUGUGAAGGCCGAGGGGUCUGGAGAGGCGAGGUCCCCCAGUGCCUGCCUGUGUUCUGUGGGGACCCCGGCACCCCUGCGGAGGGGCGCCUCAGUGGCAAAAGCUUCACCUACAGAUCCGAAGUCUUCUUCCAGUGCAAGUCCCCCUUCCUCCUGGUGGGGUCGUCCCGGAGAGUCUGCCAGGCAGACGGCACCUGGAGUGGCGUCCAGCCCACCUGCAUUGAUCCUGCUCAUAACACCUGCCCAGACCCUGGUACUCCAUAGUUUGGAAUACAGAAGAGUUCAGGAGGAUAUGAGGUAUUCCAUUUUUAUUUUACUACGUUUUUCUCUAUGUGAAAGUGUAAUUGAUACUUAAAUACACACGUGUUUAUGUAGCAUAUCUGACUCAUCUUACAUUUGCCCAAAUAUAGUCCAUUCAGAAAGAGGAUUUCUGCUUAUUAUGUUAACUGUUAGAACUGAGACAACUGUAUCUGAUUCACAU
This is a messenger RNA of Odocoileus virginianus texanus, 2233 nucleotides long. The record is from RefSeq and is a predicted model, not a curated record. Lineage: Eukaryota; Metazoa; Chordata; Mammalia; Artiodactyla; Cervidae.